Molecule: messenger RNA, 3063 nt
Organism: Solea solea (common sole)
Lineage: Eukaryota; Metazoa; Chordata; Actinopteri; Pleuronectiformes; Soleidae
Gene: plvapa
Product: plasmalemma vesicle associated protein a
Exons: 6
Coding region: 215-2743 (842 amino acids)
Biological process (GO): positive regulation of cellular extravasation; regulation of vascular permeability
Cellular component (GO): caveola
Source: RefSeq, a predicted model, not a curated record
AUGUUUACACCUUGCCCACAGACUGCUAACACAGACUCUUAUGGUAUCAACGCUGCAGAGAGGAUAGGUGUGGCCUGCAUGUGAAGAGUGUUGGGAUUUUUGGUCAUCUCUGUUCAUUCUGCUUUCAGAGUGCUGAGGAGGAACGCGUCUCCACGGAUGGACCUUGUUUGAACUUGCAAGCACCUUUCUCACCCUCAUUUGGUUGUCAGCGACCAUGUACAGUAGUGGCUACUCGCAGGUGGCCAGGAACGGUCCAAUGGCCCAGAAGAAGACGCAGUAUCGCUCAAAGGGCAAGAGCUGCGGCUACUACAUGCGCAUUGUCUUCUUCUUCUCAUCGCUCAUUCAGUCUCUCAUCAUUGUGAGCCUUGUGCUCUUUCUCGUCUACGGGAAGACGCAGGACUCUGCGUCCACAGCGCGCAUCCAGGACCUGGAGGAGAGCUUCAGCCGACUCUCCAUAGAGAACGUGGCUCUCAGGCAGCAGAGGAAAAACCUGACCAACCUACUCAACGUCACUCUGACCCAGAAGGCCCGUAAUGACUGGGAGCUGAGGAGGUUCCGCCACUAUGCCAACGUAUCAUCAGUGAUCAUCCAAGAUUACGACAAGAAACUGCAACAAUGCUCUACCAAUUUGUUCAUGUGCAAUGCCUCCCCACGUUAUCCGUCUGACUGCCCACAUCGAAUUUCAGUUCCAGACAACUGUAACUGUGGGAUGCUGGUUGAGCGGCUGAAAGCCCGGCUUGAGUUGGUAGAUUCCAACUUCACCCAAACGGUGAGAAAGAUGAAGAUAGAAAUGGACCAGACAGCCAAAGAGAGGGACUUCAUCAACCUGGAGGUCAUUCGUCUGAGGAGGGACAAAUCCACACAAGAAAAGGAGUUGCAGUUCCAGAAAGAAAAAUGUAAAGAUCAAUUUUUCCAUUCUUUGAGCGGCGUCUCCAAUGUCUCCAAGGCUUUACUUGAAAAGAUAGACUCCCUCUUCCCGGUACACCUUGCCUUCCAGCUUACCUGCCCAAAACAGAGGGAGCACCUGGAACAGAUCCGCACUAACUGCACCAGCCUGUCCAGAGAUGUAGAGAACAAGCUUCAGAAUUACCUGGACCUUGUAGGGGGCCAGGUGUCCGACAUACAGGCCGAGAACAGUCGCUUGAAGGCAGAGAACUGGCGGCUGUCUGAGGAUUACCGCUGGUGCACCCAGAACCGCACAGGCCAGAUCAAAGAGCACAAUCAGAAAUUAGGCACCCUUCAGCUGAAGCAUGAUCAGGAAAAGGAGAGACUCCUGAUGGACAAGAUGAAGUUAAAUGGAGAGAUACAAGUCCUGGAAAACAACGUCAAAUAUAAAAAUAAAGAAGUUGAUCAUCUCACUCAGCAAAUCAAUAACCUCAACAUGUCCUGCAGGGCAGGACUAGGUGGACAAGGAAGUCUACUAAAGCCUGGGUGGGGCUCAACUGGGGGUGGUCAGCUUGGUAGGACAGGUUCAGGUGGGUUAGGUUCAAGUCUUGGCUCCACUGGAUUAGGAUUGAAUAAAUUUGGAUCAUCUGGGUUAGGUUCUUCAAGCUCGUCCUUGUCAUCACCUGGGUCUAGUUCAAGUUUAGGCUCCACUGGGUUAGGUUUGAAUAGAUUUGGAUCAAAUGGAUUAGGCUCCUCAAGCUCAUCCUCCUUCUCGUCACCUGGGUCUAGUUCCAGUUUAGGAUCCACUGGAUUAGGAUUAAAUAAAUUUGGAUCAAAUGGGUUAGGCACCUCAAGCUCAUCCUCCCGCUUGUCACCUGGUUCAAAUCCAAGCCUUGGCUCCACUGGAUUAGGAUUGAAUAAAUUUGGAUCAAAUGGGUUAGGCUCCUCAAGCUCAUCCUCCUUCUCGUCACCUGGUUCAAGUUCAAACCUUGGCUCCACUGGAUUAGGAUUGAAUAAAUUUGGAUCAACUGGGUUAGGCUCCUCAAACCCAUCCUUCUCGUCACCUGGGUCUAGUUCAAGCCUUGGCUCCACUGGAUUAGGAUUGAAUAAAUUUGGAUCAAAUGGGUUAGGCUCCUCAAGCUCAUCCUCCCACUCGUCACCUGGUUCAAGUUCAAGCCUUGGCUCCACUGGAUUAGGAUUGAAUAAAUUUGGAUCAAGUGGGUUAGGCUCCUCAAGCUCAUCCUCCCACUCGUCACCUGGGUCUAGUUCAAGCCUUGGCUCCACUGGAUUAGGAUUGAAUACAUUUGGCUCCGCUGGGUCAGGACUCAAUAAGCAAGGAUCAACUGGGGGAGGCUUAUCUAGUUUUGGAUCAGCCAGUUCAAAUCCAGGUCUUAGUUCAAGUGGGUUAGGAUUAAAUAAGCAAGUACUCAAUGGAAAAGGCUCAUCAACCCUUGGGACUUCAUCCUCUGGCUCAACUGGGUCAAAUCCAAACUUUAGUUUAAGUGGGAUAGGCUCAAAUAAGCCAACAUCAAAUGUGAAAAGUUCCCCAGGCUUGGGUUCAUCUUCUGGUUCAACUGGAGCGACAAGCAAAACUGGGUCAACCAAUUCUGGACUCUCAUGGUUGGGGUUGGGGUUAGGGAUUAGUAACUCAGGGCAAAGUAAGACAGGAAGUGGAACAGCAAGUGGAACAGGGAGAGGAACAUCAAGUGGCAGCAGUAAUGGUGGGACUGGUGCAGGACGGAUAGGUGGACUUGGAGGUGGCUCUGUCAAUGUUGCUCAGCACCUUCAAACUCUGCAGCUUCUCAUCAACCCGCCUGGGCCAGAGGAGAAAGAAGAACACUUCAGACAGUAUGGUUAGUCCUUCUCGUUUAAUGAGCCAAAUGAUUUAAAAUAAUCAAAUCAGAUUUGUAUCCUUCCUUCUGUUAAACACAGCUAACUGUAUGGUCAUCAUAUUGAGUUCAUGCAUUGUAUAUCAAUAUCUUUACUAUGUAACAUGGACCGUGUCUGUUUAAAAUCUAUAAGAGCAUGUAUAAGAGUAAGCGGAAUAACGUGUGCACUUUUAAUGUGAAAUGUAAAUUGGCGUUACUGGUUUCUGUGUGCACAGUAUCAUGUGCACACUGUUAAAGCACAGGUAGAACUUUGACAGUGUAAAUAAACCAAACCUUUGUAUAAACGUAA